Cotesia glomerata is the source of this 1289-nucleotide messenger RNA. RefSeq lists its product as uncharacterized. NCBI's taxonomy places the organism in Eukaryota, Metazoa, Arthropoda, Insecta, Hymenoptera, Braconidae. The transcript is spliced from 4 exons. The coding region runs from base 314 to 760 and encodes 148 amino acids. The record is from RefSeq and is a predicted model, not a curated record.
AUAAUAAACGCCAAGAAAUUGAAAGAUCUUAUUGACUGAAAGCAUCGAAACAAUGUCGGAAUUUCCAAGCCCUAAAGAAAACUAAACUCAACUCUAAAAGGAAUUCAAGUCGGGAUAAAAAUGGUAUAAAGCAUUAAUAGCCGAUUGAAUAGGACAGUAGUGUUAUCUGUCGGUAAAUUCACAACCCAGUGUCGUCUGCGUCAGCAUACAACUCUUUUACCUUUUACUAAUACAUGUUUGUGUGACAGUACAAACGCGGAAAGUGUACGUGUACUACCAACAGGCUAUUUAUUUGUCUGUUUAUGCUUGAGUAAUGAAUAAAUUAGGAAUAUGUAAACUAUUAUCAAACGAUUUGUGGAGUCGUAAUAACAAACCUCUCGCUUCCGAGGUUUUAACGAGGUACCUGCUGCAAACGAAGGAGCCACCGUGGACAUCGUACUUCGUGAAGUACCGGGACAUUAAAAAUGACCAACGAGGCUUGUCUCAUUUCAAUUGGCCUGUCGGUAAUUCAAACUACCAUGUUCUGCGUACCGGAUGCUUCCCUUACAUAAAGUACCACUGCACGAAACGCCCUGUAGAAGACCUCACGCUCGAUGACAGAUUCUAUAAGGCUAUCAAGAUAAUUAACCUUGGAAUUCCUACUCUGCUUUAUGGACUCGCAGCUAUCUACUUAAUACGGCAUCAAGAGCCUGUCAAGACUUCGCGAGGUCAAGUUGUUAUAUACUUUUUACUCCCCGAAGACAAGGGAUCAAGAUACUGAACCUGGAACCUAUCACUUUUAAAUUACAGAAUUUAAUUUUUAAAUUAAUUGCACGGAAUGGAAGUUAGGAAUUUUUUAAAAAUUUCAACAUACAUAUGUCUACAAGCAUUUGUUAUGACACUGAAUUAAAUUACAAUAUUUCACUGGUGGUUAGAUCACAUAUUUGUAGACUGUCUUUUAUUAAUUCGAAUCCGGAAUUCACUCGAAGUCGGGGCGGAGUUGCCAUCAAUAAAUCUAACGACAAUUAAUUCUUAAAGAUUUUACUCCAGGGCGUCACUUUCAGGCGCCUAAGACCUAAGACUUGUUUCUUUAUUUAUUAACUAUCCCGGUUAUUUAUCGAUUGCAUUUAUUAUUUUGUAAUUAAAGAUAUAUUUUAUUUGCCAAUGUGGACGGGAUUAUUCGCCACCGCAGGGGAGCUUUCUUGUAAAACAAAAUGUCGUAAAUUAAAACAAUUAUUCGGACUUUAAAUCAGUGAUUUUGGUUUUCCGUGUAAUAAAAUAAAAGAGUUGUUGUCAUUAUAUUUCUUAAU